Messenger RNA from Penicillium manginii, 1695 nucleotides. Its product is annotated as homeobox domain-containing protein. Gene Ontology annotation, molecular function: DNA-binding transcription factor activity, RNA polymerase II-specific; RNA polymerase II transcription regulatory region sequence-specific DNA binding. NCBI's taxonomy places the organism in Eukaryota, Fungi, Ascomycota, Eurotiomycetes, Eurotiales, Aspergillaceae. The coding region runs from base 1 to 1695 and encodes 564 amino acids. The transcript has 4 exons. Gene Ontology annotation, biological process: regulation of transcription by RNA polymerase II. The record is from RefSeq and is a predicted model, not a curated record.
AUGUCAAUCGGCGGCCCUUGUCUUUGGGUGCCUUCUUUAUCCUCGCCGGUUCCUUCGCCCCUGUCGGCUGUCUCCUCCCAUUUCUCGGCCAUUACUCGUCACGGAGAGCGGGCUUCUUCGCUUCCACGAACUUCCUCGCCACAGUCAACGUUUCCAAGGGAACUAGCACUGGACAUUUCUUCCUUACGACGGUCUGCUGAGAUGCAACGAGCUGGUUCAAAGGCUGAGAAUGCCCCCAUCACACCAGUACCUUCGACCACAGCCUCUUCGGCCACGUACGGGGGAGAGAUCCCAUCGCACAGUCCAUUUAACCCAGUGGCCGGGGCAGGAAGAGAAGACACUCUUCCACGAGUGAAACUGGAGAUUCCUGGGAGAAGUUAUACCGACUUCUCGAUGUCCUCUUCUCAAGGCGGGUCAAGUCAUUUGGGAGAAAUGUCGGAUGCGUCUCAACUCGGUCUUGAUUCGAGAGAUGAGCACGACCAUGACAGAGAGUCGACGAUCAGCCCUUCUGAUGAGAGGGGCGAUACUUUAGAUGGUGAUGAUAGCAAGAUGUCAUCGCUGGAAAAAAAGAAGAUGAAAAGAUUUAGAUUAACACACAAUCAAACUCGCUUUCUCAUGAGUGAGUUUACUCGUCAGGCUCACCCGGACGCUGCCCACCGAGAUCGGUUAUCGAGAGAAAUUCCUGGCUUGACGCCACGUCAGGUCCAAGUUUGGUUCCAAAACAGACGAGCGAAGCUGAAGCGCCUCACUACGAAUGAUCGUGAGAGAAUGCUCAAGUCGCGAGCACUGCCAGAUGACUUCGACACAACAAAGGUUCUACGCACCCCCUUUGAGAGCAAGUCGACCGGUCAAACACCCGUGGCAUCACCCCAUGACUACAGUGUCCCGAAUCCGGAUUUUGCAGCACUGCGGACUCUACGGACGGACUGCUUUCAGCGCCCGAAUGAGGAGGACUAUCUUGUCUCGCCGCUCAGCUCGGCAUCCACUGCAGGUACUUACAUGUCCUCUGCUGGACAGGGGCGUACGGACGGCUUGCCCCAACCAUCCAUGAUGUACGGACGUCCCGUGGCAUCUUCAUCCAUGUCCGAUCUACACAGAACGAUCCGAAGUGACUACUCGAUCACCCGAUCUAGCAGCGUAUCCGAUGCGUCUUCUCAGCCCCCGUCGUUUCACCCGGGAAUGCAGCUUCACAAUAGGUUCACCCCAACAUCGAAUCAACCCGGUAUGCCUUAUGGUCGCCAGCCAAUGGAAUAUGGCGUCCCACGACACCCAGGCACAAUGAUGACAGGCUAUGACCAGUCACACUCAUUUGAAGGUUCAGUUUCACCCACCGACUCGCAGGGCCAGCAAAUGCCCUAUGAAUUGGGCAGCAUUGGUUACCAGUCUCAUCUAGCGAUGUCUGGAAUGACUUCGCAGAUCCCACAUGGCAGACCAAUGCCCUCCUUGCAAUCUCUACCUGUCUCUGCACCACAGGACUACCGGCCUUAUUCCUACGCUAAUCCCUCGGCACCUAUGGGCACAAUUGCUUAUACACAAUCCAACACCUCAACGCUGAGCCUCCCCACCUCCUUUGCUCCAUCCGAGCCCGGGGCAGCUGCUCAAGAUCAGAUGCAGCAGAACCAGCCACAUCUAGACUCUUUCCGAGCCAAAUUCAGCAACCAACCCUUCAACUAUUCAAGCUACAUCCAACAAUAA